AUGUCACGUAACUGGGCGCGUGCUCCUCUUCCCUCCCAGCGCGUGCUCCUCUCCCCUCCGCGUGCGUGCUCCUCUCCCCUCCGCGUGCGUGCUCCUCUCCCCUCCGCGUUCGUGCUCCUCUCCCCUCCGCGUGCGUGCUCCUCUCCCCUCCGCGUGCGUGCUCCUCUCGCCUCCCCGCGCGUGCUCCUCUCCCCUCCCCGUGCGUGCUCCUCUCGUCUCUCCGCGCGUGCUCCUCUCCCCUCCCCGUGCGUGCUCCUCUCGCCUCCUCGCGCGGCAUCCCCCCUGCACGCCCUCAUUUCCCCCCCUGCACGCCCUCAUUUCCCCCCCUGCACGCCCUCAUUUCCCCCCCUGCAGGCUCUCAUUACCCCCCUUUUAUGCACCCGUUUCCCCUCUGCUCACUCUCUUUCACCCCUCACUCACGCGUUUUCCCCUCUGCUCAGUCUCUUUCCCCCACACUCACCCUUUCUCCCCUCUGCCCACUCUGUUUCCCCCGACACUCACCUUCUUACCGAAUUCUCACUUUUCAUUCACCCCUUUUUCCAAUCCCGCUUCCCCUUUUCCAUCUCUCCUUCAUGCCUUCCACCACCUCUCCCUGCCUUCCUUGCUUCUCUCCUUAUCUCCUUCAUGCCUCCCACCAUCUCGUUUUCCUUCUCAUCUCUUGUGGGCCACAUCACAAGGCCCGUCUGCCCUCUCACACUCUUCCUGCCAUUCUCCCUCUCGCAAUCCUCACCGCCGUCCCUUCCUUCCUGUAACCAAUCUCCCCUCCCCCCUUUUCCCUUCCUUCCCUCCACUUCCUCCCCUUCCCUUCCUUCUCUCCCCAUCAUUCCCUCCCCUUCCUCCCCUCCCCUUCAUCCCCAUCCCUGCCCUUUCCUCCCUGCCCUUCCCUUCUCGACCCCGCCCUUCUAUGUCACUCCUCGCCUUCUGCCCUCCAGUUCAUGUGCAUGUGCUGCCAUCACUUUUGCCCCAUACAUGCAUCUUAUUAACUCAUGUUUACUCGCUUGUAUUCCCUUUUCACCCUCCGUCCCUUCAAAUCUCCCCUCACUUACUACCCAUCUCCCUGCCUUUCCAUCACACCUCCCUGCCUUCUCAUGGAUUUGA
Messenger RNA from Closterium sp. NIES-65, 1098 nucleotides. The record is from the annotation of a GenBank genome assembly. NCBI's taxonomy places the organism in Eukaryota, Viridiplantae, Streptophyta, Zygnematophyceae, Desmidiales, Closteriaceae.